AUGACUAAACAAACCAAGAAGGUAGGGAUCGUGGGCAAGUACAGGAUCCACUAUAGUGCCUCCCUCUGGAAGAUGGUGAAGAAGAUUUAAAUCAGUUAGCAUGCCAAGUAGUGCUCCUUCUGCAGCAAAACCAAGAUGAAGAGGCAUGCCAUGGGCUUCUGGCACUGUAGUUCCUACAUGAAGACAGUGGCCAGUGGGGCCUGGACAUACAACACCACUUCUGCUGUCACAGUUAAGUCUGCGAUCUGGAUGCUGAAAGAAUUGAAACACCAGUAG
This is a messenger RNA of Ochotona curzoniae (black-lipped pika), 276 nucleotides long. Its product is annotated as 60S ribosomal protein L37a-like. Gene Ontology annotation, molecular function: structural constituent of ribosome. Gene Ontology annotation, biological process: translation. NCBI's taxonomy places the organism in Eukaryota, Metazoa, Chordata, Mammalia, Lagomorpha, Ochotonidae. Gene Ontology annotation, cellular component: ribosome. The record is from RefSeq and is a predicted model, not a curated record.